AUGUCUGAAUAUCAUGAUGAGUUUUAAGAGGACCAAUAAAAAUUGAAUGCUUUGAACCUAUCUUGGACAUUGGGAUUUAAUUACAAAAUGGUAAAUGGAGUUCACAACCUCACUAAUGAUUCUCGUAAAGAAAUAUUCUAUGCGACAGCACACACAGGAGUCAUAUUUGAUUAUGGGAAUAAUUAAUAGAGAUUAUUAUAAGGACAUUGUAACAAAAUUUCAUGCACGGCAUAUUGCAAAGAAUUGGACAUAAUUGUAACUGCUGAUGCAGGGCCUGACAGUAUGUUAGUCAUAUGGGAUGCAAAGACAGGAGUACCAAGAAGAACGAUAUUUGAGCCACAUGCUAAUGGUGUUUAAGCAGUGGAUAUUAGUGAGAAUGGCCAAUAUUUGGUAACAUUGUCAAAGGAAGAACCCGAUAAAAUACAAUCUAUAUCGUUUUGGGACUGGUAAUCUCAAGAUCCUCGUCUCAGAACAACAGUCUUAGAUGAUAAAUUAAAGGAUUAUCAAUACUAUGUUACAAUCAAUAAUAAUGCUGAGCAAAAGCAAAAUUAGCAAUAGAUAUUUGAAUUUGCUACGACAGGCAAAAAGAGAGUAGUUUUUUGGAGUUGGGAAUAUGGAGCAGCAGGAUUCGAGUAUUACAGUCCUGAAGUUUAAAAGAAUAAGGUGUUGACCUAGACAGUCUUUAUUCCUAAGAAUAAGAAUGUAGUAACAGGAACAUUGGAUGGAUACAUAAUAGUUUGGGAUGUAUCUCUUAUUAUUGAAGAAUAUGGAUAACCAGAUGAGAGGAGAGUUAUUAAGAUAGUGAAUCUAAUGAAUGUGGCUAAUAAAUCUGAGACAUAAUAGAAGAAAGGAAAUGCUUAGAUUUUAUUAUUAAGAGUCUAAGGAAGGUAUUUAGUAGUUGGAGCAUCUAAUGGAUCUAUAAGAUUUUAUGAUUUCAAAUUCAGAAUUAGAGCAUGGUUUGAAGAUGUUGUGAUUGGAUAGAAUGGUCUAAAUAUUUAAUGCAUAGGAUCGAUUACUAAUUUAUCAUUUGCAAAUGAGAGUGUGUUCUAAGAAGAUUUUGAAACAGAAUCAGAUGAAGAGAAAGACAAGGAUGAGUAAUCCUAGAAGAAGUCAAAACCAUUUCUAUGUUAAGAUUUUAUAGUUGUAGAUGAUAGGGCUAAUGUGAUAUUAUUAAAGUCAUCUUAAUUUUAAGAAAUAGAAAAAGAAAAGAAGAAAGGAACAGUCAUCAUGUCAUCAAUUGUGUCACCUAUUAUCUCCAUAUCUGUUAGACCUAAUGUUCCUGUUGUUGCGUUUAGUUGUGAAGAUAACAAAAUUUAUGAAUGGAAUUUCUAUGAAAAACACAAUAAACUGAAAGAAAUUAAAGAGAAGGGAAGUGAAUUACAAAUAUAAAUCCUGAUGGUAAUUAUUUAGCUGUCUGUUCAAAAAAUGGAAUAGUUCAUAUGUAUGAUUGCAGAGAAGAAAAAUGGCUUAAAAAUCUAUUGGUUUCAGAAACUGACAAAACUAAACCAAAAAUAACCUAUUUAACUUUUAGUAUUGAUUCAAAAUAUUUUGCUACGAUUGAUGAAUCUUAUGCAGUCAGUGUUUUUAAUUUUUGAUUUCGAUCCUAAUAGUCAAUUGAAAUAAUAAAAAGAAUGGAUAUUUGCUGGUAAAUAUAGAGUACAUCAUGGACCAAUCAAAUCAGUUGCCUUUGGUGAAACACUUGAUGAGAAGAACUAAGUUUAAUUAAAGGUGUUCACCAUAGGAGAAGAUAUGAAGUUGGCAGUCUACGAUGUUUUAGAUCCAACUCAAGAUCCAUAUAAUAGAGUUAAAUUAAGAAGUGUAGUAACUAUUGAAUAGGAAUGUUUGCCAUCAGCAUGUAUCUGGUAUCCAAUCAAUCUAUAAAGAGAAGAUGUCUUAUUAACAACAAAUAGUGAAUUCAAAUUAAAAUUAUGGACUGUAUUAAAAGAUCUUCGUAUUAUCUGUAAAAAGACCUGUUUAGGUCCCACAUUUGGUGGACAUAUCAAGAGAUUAUUAUUACUUAAUCCAAGCGAUAUGAAAAAUGAAUACUAAGAUAAAUAUUUGGCAUACUCCACAGGUGAGAAGGUGGUUGGUAUAAUUAAAUUGCCUUUGGAUGGUAAUCCUAAUAAAACUAUGGGUUUGAUUGCACAUCCUGAAAAGAUUGUUGAUUUAUCAUCAACUUAAGAUGGUAAAUUAUUUUUUACUUCUGGUGGUGAUGACUUUGCAAUUAAUAUUUGGAGUGUAGAUUUUGCUGCUUUAGAAGAUAAUUUUUAAACACAAGAAACAGAAUAUGAAAUAUUUUCAAAUUUAUUAGACGGAGGACCUGAAGGACAGACCUUAAGAGAUUUGAAAGACUUCUUUUAUUAUAGUCAGAUCAGAUCAAAGGAUGAACAUACUACUAAGGCUAGAAAAUUAGAUGGUCUAGUACCAUUGACUGCUAUUGCUGAUAUGAUGAGAUCUAUGGGAUACUUCCCAACAAAUUAAGAAAUUGAAAAUAUGAUAAAUGAGAUCAAGUUUUCAAAAUAUCUUGAAACAGGUGAACAAAUUUCAGAAUUGGAAAUUAAUACAUUUCUUAAAUUGUAUGUUAAUCAUAAACCUGUUAAUGGAGUCACUAAAGGUUAAAUAUAUGAUGCAUUAAAGACACUUGCUACUGACACUGGAGUGAUACCUUGGGAUUAAUUUACUGAGUUAUUGAAAACAAAGGGUGAAAAAUUAGAUGAACAAGAAAUUGAAUAUUAUUUGGAAUCAUUGUUGCCAAACAAAAAUUAUCCAUAGCAAUUAAAUUUGAAUAAUCUUUGUGAUGAAUUGCUAGGUUUUGAAGAUAUGGAUGGUACUUAAGAAUAAUAGGAGUAAUAAGAAGAAGUUUAAGAUGUUGGUUCUGAAGAUGAAUAGUAGUGA
Paramecium tetraurelia is the source of this 2895-nucleotide messenger RNA. RefSeq lists its product as uncharacterized. Lineage: Eukaryota; Ciliophora; Oligohymenophorea; Peniculida; Parameciidae. The transcript has 5 exons. Gene Ontology annotation, cellular component: motile cilium. Gene Ontology annotation, molecular function: protein binding. The record is from RefSeq and is a predicted model, not a curated record.